This is a messenger RNA of Aspergillus tanneri, 1134 nucleotides long. Its product is annotated as alpha/beta hydrolase family protein. NCBI's taxonomy places the organism in Eukaryota, Fungi, Ascomycota, Eurotiomycetes, Eurotiales, Aspergillaceae. The record is from RefSeq and is a predicted model, not a curated record. The coding region runs from base 1 to 1134 and encodes 377 amino acids. The transcript is spliced from 2 exons.
AUGACGCCCUUUGAAGGAGGCGAGAUUGCAGAGAUCUUAGAUGCUGCCAGCAAAAUCAAAGACCAGGACCCCGACAGCUGGUACAACUCCUGGCCGGAGGUGGGCACAAAGGCCGAGCAAAUCGCACAGGAAGCAGAAAGCACAGGCGAUCGUGUAGCGGCUCGUAGAGGAUAUCAACGAGCCUCGAACUAUUUGCGUGCCGCGCAGUUCAUGCUUAAUGAGGGUCCCAUUGGUCAUGAUAAACAUGUGUUACCCACGAUGGAACGAGCCAUCGACGAUUUCCGCAGAGGAGUGAAAUACCUCGACGGCGACGUUCAUUUUCUCAACAUCCCCUACGAGAACAAGAUAAAACUACCCAGUUACCUCUACCUGCCUCCCGAGUGUAAGUGUCUGCCGAACGGUCCGAAAACGCCAACUCUGGUCAACACUGGCGAGGGAGAUUCCACCCAGGAAGAGAUCUACUUCAUCAGUGCCUCUGUCGGACCCUAUCUAGGCUACGCGGUACUCACAUUUGACGGACCGGGUCAGGGAAUCGUCCUACGCUGCGAUAAACUCCCCAUGCGACCUGACUGGGAAGUAGUGGUAGGCCGGGUAUUAGACCACCUGUGGGAUUUUGCACGCGCCCAUCCGGGGGCUGAUCUCGAUCUGGACCACAUCGCCAUCACGGGUGCAUCCAUGGGCGGAUACUAUGCUCUUUGGGGGGCAGUAGACCCUCGCAUCCAGGCGUGCAUCAGCUGGUUGUGGCGGCUUUUCAGCGCGGGAUUGUUAAGCGAGGGAGUUUUUGACGCCCUCAUCAGAUCCAUAUCCGGAUGGACUUUUCAAGCUCGCUGGGAAUUUAACCAUAUGAAAUGGGCCAUGGGUCGCGAGAGUGACGUGAAGGUGAUUCGACGCAUGCUAGACUACACCAUGAAAUGCAAGGAUGGCAGUGAGCUGCUUCACUCGGCGAAGUGCCCGGUGCUGGUGACCGACCCCGGCUCCACCUUCUAUUUCGACCCAGAAACAACCACACGCAAGAUCCUGCGACCCUUGUGCAUCUGCCCGAUGACCAAAAGGAGGAGUGGGUGGCAACGGACGUGGUGUUUGGAGGGUUGCAAGCUAAAAUCGGGGCGUUUGGGUACUCGAUGCAGCGGAUAG